Molecule: messenger RNA, 3618 nt
Organism: Osmerus eperlanus (European smelt)
Lineage: Eukaryota; Metazoa; Chordata; Actinopteri; Osmeriformes; Osmeridae
Gene: khdrbs3
Product: KH domain containing, RNA binding, signal transduction associated 3
Exons: 9
Coding region: 339-1373 (344 amino acids)
Biological process (GO): regulation of alternative mRNA splicing, via spliceosome
Cellular component (GO): nucleus
Molecular function (GO): mRNA binding
Source: RefSeq, a predicted model, not a curated record
AUACAACAGUGGGAGCUUCAAAGAGGUUGUUUACAGAGAGGAGAGAGAUUCAGGUUGGCUUGGCUGUGAUGAAUACUAGGGUUUUUACGGCAAACACAACUCCGAUGGGAUAACGGAAUUCCUGCGCGCACACAAUUUGUGGUGGCUGUUGCAACGUAAAAAGUAGCUGCAAUGCAAUUAUAGCGACCACGAAAGACAUUGGCUCAUCAAUUUUAUUUUUGUAACAGUAUAUCGGUGCAAUUGAUGGUGUAGUGCUUGGGAUAUAGCGAGUUUUUUUUCCAAUUGUACCAUUAGUCCACUACAUAGUACGUUGAUUUGGAACAGACGCACCACUCGAAAUGGAUAGCGAAAAGUAUUUGCCGGAGCUGAUGGCUGAGAAAGACACACUCGACCCAUCAUUUCAGCAUUCUUUACGGCUACUGGACCAUGAAAUCGAAAAAAUUCAGAAAGAUGAAGGAAAGGAGGAUGAGAAGUUCAUUGACGUUGUCAUCAACAAGAACAUGAAACUGGGGCAGAAAGUGUUAAUACCCGUCAAACAAUUUCCCAAAUUCAACUUUGUCGGUAAACUACUGGGGCCACGUGGGAACUCGUUAAAAAGACUACAGGAGGACACUCUGACAAAGAUGUCAAUUCUUGGAAAAGGAUCCAUGAGAGACAAAGAAAAGGAGGAAGAACUACGGAAGAGUGGAGAGGCCAAAUAUCAUCACCUGAACGAAGACCUCCACGUCCUCAUCGAGGUGUUUGCGCCUCCGGCCGAGGCCUACGCCAGGAUGGGUCACGCUCUAGAAGAGAUCAAGAAGUUUCUCAUACCGGAUUACAAUGAUGAGAUAAGACAGGCCCAGUUGCAGGAGCUCACGUACCUGAAUGGCGGCUCAGAGGAUGCCAAGGUGCCAGCGGUGAGGGGCAAGCCAGUCGCCCGUGGACGAGGGACACCUGCUCCAGGCCCCCUUAGGAGUCGUGGAGGAGUGCCCCCUCCACAUGCAGCUGUCCCCCGGGGAGCAGCGCCCAGAGGGGCUCCCCCCAGCCGGGCCCCCUCCACCAGGGGCAGGGGUGUACCCGCACAGAGGGCACGAGGGGCGCCCCCUCCAGCAGGCUACAGACCACCACCGCCCAUAGUGCAGGACACGUAUGGUGAAUAUGAUUAUGACGAUGGAUAUGGGACAGCUUACGAUGAUCAGGGCUAUGAAUCCUAUGACAACAACUACACCAAUCAAGGACAAAACUCAGAAGACUAUUAUGAAUAUGGACAUGUGGUAAGCGGGGAAUCCUACGACUCAUACGGUCAAGAAGAGUGGACUAACAAUCGCAGCAAGGCACCGCCGGCACGGACAACUAAAGGAGUGUACAGAGAGCAGCCAUACACCAGAUAUUGAACUGUUUGUACAACCUGAACAGUCCCCCAUGGCCGUGUCUUUCUAAGUAAUGGAUUUUUUAUGGACGCUCCCCCCUUUUUAGAAUAUGUAUCACACAAAGCCAACUACUAACAAAGAGGAGAUGGUGAGAGUUAAGACCUUGAAUCAGCGUUAGAAGUUGGUUUUCAAAUUGAAGACCCUGGUAAUAUGACAUGACUGAAGGGCACAUAUACAGUACAGUAGGUGAUAUUGCCACCCUUUUGAGUAGAUUAUAAGUUUAAUCGUGCAUUAUAUGUGACGCUUCUCUUUCGACUGCAUAGUAACAUUUGAAUGACUCCGCAAAGGCAUUGAAGUAACAUGUUUCUAUAUCACAGCUGUAUGUACAGUAUGUAUAACAACAUGUUGAUGCAAUGUUGUAUUAGAGUCCUACAUUGUUGCUAAGAGGAGUAAGAGAAACGUUACAAAUAGUGCUGCUCUCAAAUCUCAGAGCCUGCUGUGAUUGAUCACUUUAAUAUGUUAGUGCUUAGCUCUAGAAAGGUGAAGUAUUGUAGAUAUUUUUUUCUGAGGGGUUGGUUAAUUGUUUCCCUUGUAAGAUACACCUUUACAAUAAGAAUGCAGAAAGAUCACUGUAUACUUUGUUGUUUUCUCCUUUUGUAAAAUGAUAGUUAUUUCGUGUUAAAGGGCUUAUAAAAGCAUGGUGUGCAAACAUUGUGGAUAGUAUCAACUGUUUUCUCCUAACCUUAAAAAAUGUGUAGGUGUAAUCGUUUGCGUUCCAGUCUCCCACUCUAACCAUUCCAAUCUUAAAUCACAGGUCAUAUUUUAUGUAAGAUAUCUUCAGUCCAAACAUGUUGAUGAGCUUUAGAAUACGUGAUUGAUGCUCUUCAUGCUCUUAACAAUGAUCAAUCUUUUAGUUUUAAACUUGAAAUGCUUUCAGUGUAAUUAUCAAGUUAUAUUGAAACAUCAAAUCAUUGCAAACUUGUUAAAGGUUCCCACCAGGUAACAGGAGUAGUGUAUAAGUACUGUAUAUUAACCUUUUCAGCUUAUGUAAGCCCUUUAAUAUUUUCUUCUUGGUUGAUGCAAAAUAAACAUUUUGAAAGAAAGACAUCGUGUUCCAGAGAAUACUUCUGCAUUUAUAAAAUGAAAUAAUAAUCUAAACUAAUAAAUCACACCAUAAAGCUUGAUGAAGACCAUUUUGAAAAGAAACGUUUUAUAGACCAUGAUUUUAAAGGUUCCUGAUGAUUGGGCAGAUUGAAUAAUAAGAUGUAUAACAACAUAAAACGGAUCAUUAUAUGGCACAACAAAAACCCAAUAAUGUUUCCCUGUAGUUAAAGUCAAGUCAAUUUUGAAAACUGAAUGUACACACAAAACAACACUGUAUGUGACCAUUUUCCAGACACAGUGUUAUUUGAUAUCUUUCUAUAAUUACAGUUCAUGUCAAGCAAUAGUUUAGUCAAAGCAUUUGAUCAAAUUUUUACUUCAGGAAUAAGGAUUUUAUACAGUAUAUACUUCUGACAUACAAACAAAAACACAUUAAUUCCAAAACCAACACAUCUGUAUCUUGCUUUUGACAAUGCGCCUCAUAUGAAAGUCAAUAUUUUAUUUCCAAUGCUUAUGAUUUGUUUGAAGAAUGAACACAAGCUGAGUGACACCUACGGCAACAGGAAUUCUCAAAUGUCUGUAAACGAUGGCUAUUCUAUUUUAUAGAAUUCGUACGGGGGAUUUCUCUUUUUCUGUUGUUGUUCUGCUCUUCCUGUUCUCUUCUGGUCGUGUGGCCCUCUCCCAGUCUAUUAAAGAGCCUGCCAUUGCCCUGUCUGUUAAAGAGACUAAAUGACCCCAGCUGACCUCCGCAGAGAGAGGAUGGCAGUAGCUGGUUAAAAAGGCCUCCAUUCCACAAGGUAAUCAAACUGAACCAAUUUAACCCCAUCCCUAAUGUAGUUAGACAUAAACAUUUUCUAAAACUAAAAGGAGCAUUAAUAUGUUUUAUUCUGUCUCUUUUAAGACCUUCUGUAAUCUUUAGUGGCUUUAAAGGCAAAGCUGGGGAUAAUUAGAAGUCCUUUAAAUUGCAAAAAAUUAUCAUAAAUAGCAGUAAUACUUUAUCAACUUCUAUAAAUAAUUGUAUCAUAAGUCUUUGAUAAAAUGUCAAAUUAUGAGUAAAAUGAAUAACCCCACAGCGUUGUUUAAUCUACAGAGUCUGAUGUUUGGAUACUUUCAACUGUAAAUACUUAACCAAUUUGUUUUCUCUGCAUUAUUUUAAUCAAUUUUCCUG